UGUAUCUCCUCUCUUACAUACUUACCAUGAGUCCCUCUCCUUCUUUUUACAACCUUUUUCCUUUUCUCCAUAAAAAGCCCAAUCAACCCUUCUCUUCUCAUUCUUCAAUCCUCCUCGCCACCGACCUAUCCCAACAACCCUCCGAUCUCCGCCGGUAACCAUGGGAAAGAAGCGAAAGUCCACCGCCACAAGUCUCGACGAAGUGGAUCGAACCAUGUAUGCUUCCUUUUGUACCACCGCAAAUUCUAUUUCGCAACUCUACACUCACGCCAUGAAUCACCAGAAACUCUCCUUCCACGCCGGUGAACGCAACGCCCUCGAAAAACUUUAUCAGUGGAUUUGGAAACAAGAAGAAGGAGGGUCAAGGGUUGGAACAGUUGAUGUUGUUAAUUACAUUCAGAAUGAGUUGGAUUAUUGUGGAGAAGAACCAUCCAUGUCACCUAGAGCACCUCCGCAGCACCAGCAGCCACAACCAAUGAUGCCAGUCACGAGUUCAGGUUUUCCAGUCACUUCAGGAUCUUCUGGCCAAACACUAGCUUUGCAAGGAUUCCGCUCCGACCCUUGUGAAAAUCAACCCGUGUUUUCAAAUGCAUUAUCAAGCCCUGUACGUCGAAAUCUUCAGCUUUAUCAAAUUGGCGAGGGAGGAAUCUCUGCUGGAAAUGGAAAUCAAAGCAGGGAUUCAAAUGCAGCGAGUUCCAACAACGAUUCUGCCAUGGAUAUGUAUGCAGACUAAUCCUAUUCUUGUCUAUUGGUUUAUCAACUGGAAAUUCUUACCUGCCCAUGCCUUCUGCAAAAACUGCAUAAGAAGCCAACAGCCAUCACAGUUCCUUGUCUGGAUUUGCUUGCUCUUUGGAUGCAAGAAUUUACAAGAAGGUGGAGCUAAUUCUUGUUACAUUUUUGGUAUGCUGUCAACCGAGCAAUCGGUUUGAAGUCUUAAUGUGUUCUCUGUAAAGUUUUUUUAAACAUUUUAUUUUGAAAGGUUACUUCUCUAAGAAGUUUCCCUUUUAAACCUGUAUCUGUCCACAGAUUCUAACCAUAUGGCAAUUUACAGUUGAUGCUAGUUUUACUC
This is a messenger RNA of Lathyrus oleraceus (garden pea), 1069 nucleotides long. RefSeq lists its product as uncharacterized. The coding region runs from base 161 to 733 and encodes 190 amino acids. The record is from RefSeq and is a predicted model, not a curated record. Lineage: Eukaryota; Viridiplantae; Streptophyta; Magnoliopsida; Fabales; Fabaceae. The transcript has 3 exons.